ACGGGAGGGUUGGCCAGCCUGAGCUCGUAAUGGCGGGUGGAUAGGUGACGUCCGUACGGAGCUCCACUUCACUUCUCCACCAUGGGCCACCACGUCGCGCCGGGGAUCACCAGCCCCGUCAAAAUGGUGGCUAAUAUCUUCGUCUCCUUUAUCGGCGCCGGGAUGCUGGGCCUUCCCUUCGCCUAUAAAGAGUCGGGCAUCAUGGAGGGAGCGUUCAUCAUGGCAGUGGUGGGCUACCUCAGCGUGUCGGCAAUGCUCAUGCUCAUCGACUGCAAAUACGCAAUACUGUCAUCGGGCGGCAGAGCGGGCGGCCGAUCUAUCAUAAUGGACACUAAGGUGCCCCUCAUCCCCCCGGACUCCUCAGACGACGAGGACGAGGACGAGAGGCACCCGCCCAUCCCCUCGACAGACCUGACCUACGGGGAUGUUGGCCUGUAUGCGAUGGGGCCGGGCGGGAAGAGGCUGGUGGACAUUGCUAUCGUUGUGUCGCAGCUUGGGUUCUGCUGCGGUUACCUAAUUUACCUGUGCAAGAACCUCAGCACCUACGUGUCGGGUGUGUCACAGCAGCUCUGGCUUGUGUUCCUGCUGCCACCCCUCUACUUCCUCACCCUUCUGCGACACCUCAACAAGCUGGCCAUCUUCAGCCUGUUCGCCCAGUUCUCCAACGUGCUGGCGCUGACGGUGGUGUUCUGGUUCGACUUCUCCCACUCCGAGCAAGUGCCGUUCACCCCCAAAGAGUUCUCCAUCAAGGGGUUCCCGUUCUUCUUCGCCGUCGCUAUUUACUGCUACGAGGGUGCCGGCAUGAUUCUGUCCCUGGAGGAGUCAAUGGCAGAACACAAGCGCGACAAGUUCCGGCCCAUCUUCGUCCUCACCAUGGCCGGCCUCACCAUCCUCUACAUCUCCUUUGGGGUGUCCGGCUAUGCAUCCUUCGGCCCUCAUACCAUGGACAUCAUCACCCUGAACCUCCCCCACGGUCAAGGGUCGAUAGUUGACUUUGCCGCGGUGGUCAAGAUCUGUCUCGGUGUGUCCCUGUUCUUCACCUACCCCAUGAUGUUGUUCCCGGUCACCCACCUCCUGGACAAGACCCUCGGGCUGGCCAACGCGCCUCACAAGGGAAACCUGAUGAGGCUGGCGCUGGUGGCUCUGACGGGGGUGGUGGUGAGUGCCGUGCCUAACUUUGCGGUGCUGAUGAGCCUGAUCGGGGCAACCUGCUGUACCCUGCUGGCCUUCAUCCUGCCGGCCUCCUUCCACCUCUCCAUCUUCAAGCAACGAUUGCCCCGGCGUCAGCGUUAUUUCGACAUCAUGCUCAUCGUGCUGGGCGUCGUGGGGUCGGUGGUGGGGCUCUGGGACGCCUUCGACCGCAUGAGCAAGGCACACGACCCUCUCCUUGCCCUCGACGAAUUCUCCUCACACAAGAACGCAACCUUACACCCCCUGCACCCCGGCCAGCCCCCCGCACACCCGUCCCUCGGCCCCUCCACCGCCAACUCCAUCCUGACUAACAUCUCCGAGGGUGCGACGAAGUACGGGCCAGGGCAGGGUGCAUCUGUGGGCCCGGGGAAGAGUGUGGAUGCCCCCCUGCCCGGUGCUGUAGGGCAAGGCGGUGUGGUGCCCAGAGGUACCGCCACAAAUGCCACGGUGCCCCUUGUGAGUAGUGUCCAGUUCCCAGUGCCAGGGAAGGGACAAGUUAAGGGCCAGGUUAGUGCUCCUGCUUCCUCUAGUGGCACUGUGCCUAAAGCUGGGUCUAGUUCCGUAGUGCCAAGAACUGAGCUGCCAAAAGCCUCGGCAUUGCAUAGCGGCGUAGCUGGUAGUGCUGCGUCGAGUGGUGCUGCGCCUCUUAGUGUUUCCUCCAGUAACGCAGCUUCCCAGAGUGCUUCGCCGAGUGGCACCGCAGCGCUUGUCAUGCCUGACGCUCCCCCAAAGGUGCCAAAAGAAGCAGCUGCGUCCCCCCUCCCUGCUAACCCCCCGCCAGGCACCUAACACCUGGGGCCGCACCUCCAGGUCUCCGCAGUGUAUAUAACCUGUAAUAUAUUGUUACAUUUUUGCUGUGAGAACGGGACAGUUUUGUAUGGCUUCCAGGCGGGGCAGUGGGGCGGGGCGGGCCUGGGCACCCACUGCAGGGGCUGGUGUUUGGGGGUGAGGGGGACAGCCUGAGGGGUAGGUGUGGGUAGGCGGUGUUACAGGGAAAGGCGACAGUUGUGAGGGUUGGUGAAUGCUGUCUGGUAUUCCUAAGUGUGUGUGCGUGUGUGUGUGUGUGUGUGUGUACAAGUGGAUGAGUGUCAAUAAGCAGAGUUGUGAGGACACGCGCGUAGAAGGUUUACAUAUAUAUAUAUUUAACAGUGUCCGUAAACUGAUGGUGCAUAGGUGUUAAGAGUACAUAAUGGGACUUCUCAAAGGAGUUAAUUUCAAGUGGUGGAGUUGGUGGUGGUGAGGAUGGGUUCAUACAACUUAUUUAUUGCCAAGUGAGUCAAAAUUUAGUCCUGCUUCCAAUCAGCUGGUGAACCUCUCAUGGCCUUCAGUCCCUCCUCACCCAAUGACUUUUUUCUUUACUGAGUGUGAGAAAAAUAUCAGUGAAGCGUUGGUGUCCGAUGAGGCAAAAUGGGACUGGGUGAUGAGGGGAUUCAUGUCCAUAUUGUUAAACGUAUCUGGUUCCCUUUACGACUGUUUUCCAAGGCCACAGUGAAGAUUACUGGGUUUCCAUGAGUGUUUUUUCUGUUGAUGGUGUAGAAGUUAUGUUAAUGUAUCACUGGCAUCACAAAACAGUCCGUGGAAAGCCCAGCAACUUCUACGAGAGGCUAUUUAAACAGGCAUAUUGGGCUCACAUUAUGACUGUUUUCCAAGGCCACAGUGAAGAUUACCGGGUUUCCAUGAGUGUUUUUUCUGUUGAUGGUGUAGAAGUUAUGUUAAUGUAUCACCAGCAUCACAAAACAGUCCAUGGAAAGCCCAGCAACUUCUACGAGAGGCUUUUUAAACAGGCAUAUUGGGCUCACGUUAUGACUGUUUUCUAAGGCCACAGAGAUGAUUACCGGGUUUCCAUGAGUGGUUUUCCUGUCAUGUUAAACUAUCACACGCAUAACAAAACACUCCAUGAAAAUCCCAGCGCUAACUUCUUCAAGAGGCUUUUCAUACAGACAAAAUGAGGUGGCAAUAUGUUUAAGAAUAAUUGCCUCGGACAGCUGGGAGGAAGGCAGACUGUGAAGUGUGAUUGCCGUGCAGUCUCCCCUUAAAUUUAAUAGUUCCUGGUGCUCUCUCUCCCCCAGUCUUCCCGCAGUUCGUACUCACCAAACUUCCAGAAAAUUGCGUUCGGGUAUACUUGUAAAAACUAAAUAUUGUCAAAAUGUUUCACGGUUACUAUUUUUGCCAAUGUUUAUUUUUUUGUACCUUUUAAGUUAACGUUAUGUGAGUAUUGAUUGGAGCUAGUUAGGCACGUGGAUUUGCAGACGUACCCAACAUUGCCAGAUUGUCGUACUCGGCCUCUUAUAUUUACCAACUCCCGACCCAAAAGUGAAUGGGUACCAGGUAUUAAUUGGGGGUUGUGUCCCUUCUCCUAUAAUUCCUUCCCCUCCUGUCUCUCUCCGGCAUAUGACCACAGAUGUUGCGCCGACUAAACCAAACUUUCCAACUUUUCCUGACCCAAAACACUGUCUCCAUGGCCUCAAUAACUAGAUCCAUUUAUAUUCACCGUUAAAAUAGUUAAUUCCUGAAUAGUUAGGCGUCAACAAUCGGUAAAUAAUAUAUGUCUAGGGGUUGAGUUGUGUGGAUAAUCUCUCUUCAACACAGCUCAUUCCCUAGACGUCACUUGACUGUAUUCAUAACAUUUGGGGGCCUGUCCGGGAUCUAAGUACGACAAUCUUGCAACGGCGGACGCACCCUGCCACUAUCUCCGUGCAACAGCUCUUAACAGCCGCCACAACAGGGCCUCAAGGUGCAUUACUGUUCCUAUCUUUGUCACCACGUAAUUCCUGCUCCUCUUCGGGUCACGGUAGUCUAGCGAAGCACAGCUAUUUUUGCACGGCUCGCACCCACCGCUUCCACGUCUAUCGAUAUUCACGUCAUCUGCACUCCACUUGUCGAUGGGUGCACUUGUAUGCGACUCUCUUAUCACGCACUCUCAUACAUGUACUGAGACUUAAGCUUCGUGCAGUCGGAUAUACACAGCACAUAUCGUCACCAUAAACAAACCACCCAAGUCAUUAUUUUCUACUUCUCAGUGAAUCAGAAAAGAACCGUCAUCAUCUCAUUUGGCGUAAGAUUUAGGCCGAAAUGAAAAGGCCGAUUCCAGAACACUCAAACCCUGAAUGACGAAGGCAACUAUGCGGAAAUGAGCAUGACGUCAUGUUGGAAAAUUUAUGUAAACAAAAACCUGGAAAUCGCUGAAAAAUGACAUGGGCGAUUAUUUUAUGAGGGUGACGAUAUAUUCACGCUCCCAUUCAUAUUUAAGCUGCCUGUGUCACCAUCUCACAAACGUACUCACACACACACACACACACACACACACAUUAAAAGCCGCCAGUCUCACUACCUCACAAGCACACAUACACACACAUCGAAGCUCUCAGUCUCAUCACCUCACGAACACAUACAAACAUUACAGUCACGUUGUCAGUCUCGCCACCACGCUGUGUCCGAGUGUCCAAUGAACUCCCAGGCUUUUGCAGGAGUGAGAUCCGUGCAUUGACCCCCAUCGGCUCCUCCGCCCUGUGUUUGCCGUGGUCUUGGGGGAUGUGUAUUGAACAGGCAUAUCGGGGCCCCCACUAUGACUGUUUUCUAAGGCCAAGAAGAAGAUUAUCCGGGUUUCCAAGGGGAUUUUUCUGCUUGUGGAUAAUAAUGGAAGUAGAGGCACAGCGGAUUGGCAUGGCUCCACACUCUUACCAUAUCAAUACAACAGACACUUGCAAAUGCACACACAAAUACACACAAACACGCAUAGUUGUCAGUCUCACAUCUCACACACACACACACAUACAAAGACCCCUCAACUCACCUUUCCCGGGGUCUGCCUUCGUUUGGUUCGAUUCCCGGGUGGAGUGGAAAAAUUUGGGCGGCUUUUCCGAUACCCUAUGCCCCUGUCCACCCAGCAGUGAAUUGGUACCAGGUAUUAAUCGGGGGUUGUGUUCCAUAUCCUGGGAUCUGUUCCCUCCCCUUCUGUCUCUCUCCGGCAUAUGACCACAGAUGUUGUGCUGACUAAACUAAACUUUCCAGCUUUUCUGCCUUCGUUUGCAUGCCUGGAGUGUAUCUAGAAUGCCAUGUUUGCCUGCCUGAUGCACCCACAACAUCACAUCAAAUCCCAAUAAAGAAAAAUCUGGCCCGUUGCUGCUACACGGUAAAGCCACAAAUUUGGCCCGUCGCUGGUACCAGGUAAAGCCACAAAUUUGGCCUGUCACUGGUACCAGGUAAAGCCACAAAUUUGGCCCGUCGCUGGUACACGGUAAAGCCACAAAUUUGGCCCGUCGCUGCUUCCAGGUUAAAGACUAUCAAGGUGUUUUCAGUGUGUCUAGACCCACUAAACAACUUGCUGUGCUAUACCUAUGUAGAUUCGGAUAAAUGAAAGCAGUCUGAAGGGAGGGUUUGCAAACAUAAUUCACCCCAGCUCUGUGUUUCUCGGCGGUUGAUAAAUACUGGUGAAGGUUCUGAGUACAUUGACCUUCUGAACGCCCUUGCUGUUGUGCCAUACGCCAGAUGUUUUAACCGACGUAUUAGUGUUUAUUAAGUUCCGUGGCUGGUUUGACUUUUUGGUUCUGUUUUGGGGGCGGAGUUAAGUUGGAAGCGUUAGAUUUUCACAGUUUAGUCGAUGUAUUGUUAAGUCGUUUUGUUGCUCACAGGGUUAUGUUUUAAGCUACGAGGCGCUCAGAAUGGAAAGGGUGAACUCGCCACCUAACGAACAUGUGACUUUAGAAAUCUCCGUAACUGCUCUGAUUUCUUCCAUGUCCAGAAAUGAUUUGUCUCCUUGUUAGUGAAAAGAGAAAGUAAGGGAGGCAUAUCUGGUUUCCUCGACCCUAGAGAAAGUUAUGUAAAAAGUCAACAAAACCAACUGCGCCUCGAAAAACGGGUCAGAAAAGAUAAAUCAGCCACAUUAUUAACAGACUAAUACGACGUUUAAAAAAUCCCGCCAUAGUCUGCCUCAUAGCCAUUACCAAGAGGAGUAUUAGUGGGCAGCUCCUCCUCUUCCUUUUCUUCCUCUUACAGACAGUGACCUCUUUGAUUUUGAAGACAGUGAAUUGUUUACCGCUGCUAUUUUUCAUUGAAAGAGGAUGAAAAUUUAUUAUGUUCUCUAUAUUAGAGAGUUUUAGGCAAGAGUUUUGUAGAGAGAGAGAGAGAGAGAGAGAGAGUGAGAGUGAGACCCUGGUUGUGGUGUAUCAUAAGCUAUUAUAUUUAUGUGUGACAACUUGUGCCGUUCAUAAAUACAUUCUUGCAUAUAUUUUUAACAGGUGCAGGGAGACAUGGCUCACUAGUGCGUUAGGAAGUAAUGUGCGUGUGGGUGAACACUUGAUGAUGACUUGGUAAUUAUUUUUCUAUCCACGUCAUCUUUGGUGUGUGUGUGUGUGUGUGUGUGUGUGCAUCCGAAUGUAUUAUCAUUGAUUUACAACCCACAGGUGGCUCUGGCAGACCCUCCCCCCACACCUGGUGCUAGGACUGACACACACACACACACACACGGUACAGCUCUUUUCCUGUAUUUCACAACCAGGUAAAUACACACACACACUCUUCAUUAACAUUCCAUUCUUGUCGGAUUUCCAUUGGGGUGUUUUUUCUUAUUGAAGUUUAAUAUUUUUCCAGUCCAGAAAUAAUAAUAAUAAUUACUACAUUCCACUAUUAUAUUUGUUCUCUUCAUUAUUAUUAUUAUUAUUGAACUCCAUGUUAAUAUUUUUUUCACUAAGUGCCGAGUCACACAUGAUAGCAAUACACAAGCCAGCACUAACAUUCAUGUACACUUUUCAUCCCUUCAACACGCAAGAAAGUAAUACCAGCCAGACAUAACAUUGAUUUUAAUUUUCAUCUCCAAGAAACUGAGCUAAACUUUUUCAUACAAUAUCUUUUUUAUCUCAUCUAUUCCAUGAUAACUUUUCACCAGGUGUUUCUUUACUGUCUGCAUCACCUGUCCUAUUCAUGUUUUAUACCAAUGUCUUAUCUAUUUAUGUAUUCCCUCAUAACUCUUCACAGGGUAUUGAUGUACUGCCCUUAAGUAUAUUCUUCCAUUUCAUAAAUCUUAGAAUAACUUGAACACCAUUAACCUUCCAGUCACAGUGUUGGUCUUCCUGUAUUUAUUUUAUUUCAUCUUCAUUAUUUUUCUCUUAAUGGAGUCUUUGUGGCCUCUCCCUCAUUCUCUUAUAUAGUUCAGUGAGCCAGUGCUUUCUGGGGGAGGGUAUUCAGUGCUUAAUGUGUGUGUGUGUGUGUGUGUGUGUGUGUGUGUGUGUGAGAGAGAGUAAUCAGUGCUUAAUGUGUGUGUGUGUGUGUGUGUCUGAGAGAGAGAGAGAGAGUACUACCGUUGUUCGUCUUCUAAGGUUCAGUGAUCCUGUAAAUGGUGAUCUUUAGCUCUUACUAGCUAGUGCUAUUUAUGAUAUCAAUAUAAUAACAAUAUAUUUUUUAUUAAUGUUUUCAUAUGGAUAUAUUUUGCUGUAGGAAAGAAGCUCUAAAUGCAAUAUUAUACCAGUUUACCGAGUGUGUGUGGGUGUGGGUGUGGGUGUGGGUGUGGGUGUGGGUGUGGGUGUCCGCGGGGAAGAGACAACGAUGUUUGGCUCGAUUGUGUUGGAAUAUCACCAACGUUUUGUUGCUCACUGGGUUAUGUUUUAAAAUACGAGGCGCUCAGAAUGGAAAGGGUGAACUCGCCACCAAAAGAAAACGUUACUUCAGGAACCACCGUAAGCAUGCUAAUUUUUUCUAUGUCAAGAGAUGCUGAGUUUGUCUCUUUGUUAGUGAAAAGAGAAAGUAAAGGAGGCAUAUAUGAUUUCCUUGACCUUAAAGAAGUAAAGAGGUCAAGUAUAUCUGACUUCGACCAAAAUCUACUAGUGAAAAGGUACGGUAAAGGAGGCAAGUAUAUCUGGCUCCCUCAACCCUAACACUUUAUAUUAGCGGAAAGAGAAGGUAAGGAAGUCAAGUAUAUCUGGCUCCCUCAACCCAACUCUUUAUUAGUGUGUAUUAGGUAAAGAAGGCAAGUAUAUCUGGCUCCCUCAACCCACACUCCUUAUUAACGGAAAGAGAAGGUAAGGAAGUCAAGUAUAUCUGGCUCCCUCAACCCUAGCACUUAUUAUUUGUGGAACGACAAGGUGAGGAAGUUGAGUAUAUCUGGCUUCCUCGGCCCCAGCAUGUUUAGAAAGGGAGUUUUCUCUGCGUGUACUUUUGGCGAGUUUGUCCUUUCUGUUCCCGGCGCCUCACUUGGCAACUGGUGUAAAUUUUGGGUCCAAUUUGUUUUGUCGAAAGUAGUGAUUGUGCAGUUUCUUUUUACGCUUUCUUCUUUGGGUCCAAAUUACCCUAAAACCCACAUCCAUUUAUAAGAGAAUACUUAUGCUGUUCUCUCACACUGUUAAAUUUUAUGGGACACUUUCUUUUUUGGGUCCAAGUUGCUUCAAAAUCGACAUUAAUUUAGUCUUUUUUUGGUCCAAGUUGCUGCAAAAUAAACAUUAAUUUAGUCUUUUUUGGGUCCAAGUUGCUUCAAAAUCGACAUUAAUUUUGUCUUUUUUGGGUCCAAGUUGCUUCAAAAUCGACAUUAAUUUUGUCUUUUUUGGGUCCAAGUUGCUUCAAAAUCGACAUUAAUUUUGUCUUUUUUGGGUCCAAGUUGCUUCAAAAUCGACAUUAAUUUAGUCUUUUUUUGGUCCAAGUUGCUUCAAAAUAAACAUUAAUUUAGUCUUUUUUGGGUCCAAGUUGCUUCAAAAUCGACAUUAAUUUAGUCUUUUUUGGGUCCAAGUUGCUUCAAAAUCGACAUUAAUUUAGUCUUUUUUGGGUCCAAGUUGCUUCAAAAUCGACAUUAAUUUAGUCUUUUUUGGGUCCAAGUUGCUUCAAAAUCGACAUUUAUUUAGUCUUUUUUUGGGUCCAAGUUGCUUCAAAAUCGACAUUAAUUUUGUCUUUUUUGGGUCCAAGUUGCUUCAAAAUAAACAUUAAUUUAGAAUAGAAUAAUUGUGCACUUUUUUCACAGCAUCCUUUAUGGGUUGAAAUUACUGUAAAACCCACAUUAAUUUAAAGGGUGACUGUGCUAUUUUUUCAUGCAAUUUCCUUCACGGGUCCAAUUACCCCAAAACUCACAUUGAUUUUAGAUAGAUUAUUUGUGCUCCUUUUUUCAGUUUCUUUCAUGGGUCCAAAGUCCCCCAAACCUAAUUUACUUUUAAGAUGUUUUGUAGAGAAAAUAUUUUACUAUAGUCUGUUCAAACCAAGUGUUCCUCCAGCGCCUAAGCAGCAUUUGAUACGCCGCGCCUGAUUGGCUGGCCCUUCCUCUCGGCCAGCCAGUCAGGUGCAGCGUAACAAUACUGCUUAGGUGCCAGAGGAACACUUGGUUUGAACAGACUGUAACAUGAGGUUUUUACCCUAAACUUAAAUAUUUCAAAGGAUAUCUCAUUCAGAAUUGUUUGUAUUAUUUGUAAACUGAUUUUUGACUAACUGUGCCUCUGGUCUUUUUUUUCUCUGCUUUAGACUCUGUGCAAUUUCCUUCUUUCAUCUUUAUUUAUUCAGUGCAAUUUUGGGUUUAUCAUAAUAUUUUUUAGGUGCAAUUAGAUGACUUUUUCUCUCUAGGCCAGUGGUUCCCAAACCUAUUUACAUGACACCCCCUAUUGAUUUCUAAGAAAUCAUUUACUUAUUAUUUAUAUUUUUUAAGGUAUGUAAGGGAGGGUUGAGUGCAAUUAUUUACUCUGUAUUCUACCAUGCAUGACAUCUGUGAGCUGUAGAGGUUUUAGCUGCAUUAAGUCUUUCCAGAUUUCAUUCUCUAAUUUUUCCGGUAAUUCAUUUUCCUGCCUCUUCAAAAUUAUAUAAGUGGGUGUCAGUACCUUUCCUCCCUGGCACAAACGAACAACUUGCUGCCCUUUUCUUAUAUCAUGUGAAGCACCACCUUCAUCACUGUUAUCACCAUUCACAAAUAGAAAAAAAUUGACUUCCUGAUUUACCCAACUAAGUAGAUACAAUGGUUAAUCAGAGUUCCAAAUUUACAUGGGAAGGAGCAUUGGUUAAUGAGUUCCAAAUUUACACGAGUAGGAGGUUUUCAUCCCUUUGCCCUCGUCUUCAGCAGUCACCCUUUUCAACACGGAGGGAAGACCUUUUGCCCUAAUCUGAACAGUCAUCCUUUCCCUUUCCCCUUAGCGAUCUUUACUUUUUGCCCUUUAGCCGUUUCCUUUA
Eriocheir sinensis (Chinese mitten crab) is the source of this 10320-nucleotide messenger RNA. RefSeq lists its product as uncharacterized. The transcript has 9 exons. Gene Ontology annotation, molecular function: amino acid transmembrane transporter activity. The coding region runs from base 82 to 1980 and encodes 632 amino acids. Gene Ontology annotation, biological process: amino acid transmembrane transport. The record is from RefSeq and is a predicted model, not a curated record. Gene Ontology annotation, cellular component: vacuolar membrane. NCBI's taxonomy places the organism in Eukaryota, Metazoa, Arthropoda, Malacostraca, Decapoda, Varunidae.